Messenger RNA from Lachnellula hyalina, 561 nucleotides. RefSeq lists its product as uncharacterized. The record is from RefSeq and is a predicted model, not a curated record. Bases 1 to 561 code for a protein of 186 amino acids. The transcript has 2 exons. Lineage: Eukaryota; Fungi; Ascomycota; Leotiomycetes; Helotiales; Lachnaceae.
AUGUCUACCCAAGUUCAAGAAGGCGAUAAAGUCUCCUGGAACUGGAACGGUUCCCAUCCCUCCGGCACAGCCUCAGAAGUCAAACCUGGGGAAGUGACCGUAACCUCGCACCGCGGCAAUGACAUCAGCAAAACAGGCGACGAAUCCAACCCCGCCGUGCACAUCUCGCGCUCCGGUAACGAUGUUGUCAAGACUGCCAAUGAGCUAAAGGUCGAGAGCAAAGGGGAGUCAAACGGAGAUAGUACUGAGAAACCGAAUGGCAAUAGCAACGACACACCCGCGCAACAAGAGAAGAAAGAGCCCGAGGUAGCAAACACAGGCGACAAGCGCACCGUGGACGAACAGUCUUCUGCAGAUGCCGAGGAGAAAACUGAGGAUACGGAUGCCAAGAAGCAGAAAACAAGCACCGACGCCAAAACAAACGGAACGGGCGGAGAGAAGAAGAAACCCGGACGUCCCAAGAAUAGCACUGCGUCUAAGAAGGAGAAGAAGGCUCCUACUGUGGGUAUAGCGCAAAGACGGACGCGGAGUCAAGGAGCGCCUAGCACUGAGGGGGCUUAA